This is a messenger RNA of Coprinopsis cinerea okayama7#130, 1614 nucleotides long. RefSeq lists its product as hypothetical. The transcript is spliced from 5 exons. Lineage: Eukaryota; Fungi; Basidiomycota; Agaricomycetes; Agaricales; Psathyrellaceae. Bases 1 to 1614 code for a protein of 537 amino acids. The record is from RefSeq and is a predicted model, not a curated record.
AUGUCUACUCCCCAACCCAGCGACGAUGCGAGCCCGGUGCCCCAAGUCAAAGGCGCUGAGGUCCCGAAACCCGACCUGGGAGAGGAGCUAUCCGACGCACUUGAAUCCGACUUCGACUUCAUGGGCAAGCAUUACUUUGCACGUGCCUACCCCGACUACGAAAUGGCCGAAUACAACAGCGGCGAAUGGACGCGCAGGUGGAAGGUCAACAUUGAUUUGGGGACUGAUGCCAAUAAACGUGCAUCCUGCUAUUUUGAUUUUCCUCUUGAUGACUACAAGGUUGACGAAGUCCUGGAGCACGCGUCCCGGUCGCCCUUUGGUAUGGGAGACCAGAAGGUUGUCGAUACAAAGGUUAGGGACACAUGGGAGAUUGACGGCUCCAAGGUCAAGUUGAACGAUCCGUUUGCCGAGUGGGUCGAGUACAAGGUCUUGACGGAUGUGUGGAAGGGCCUGGGAGUUGCGACGCCAUCGACGAAGCCGCGAUGCGAAUUCUACAAGUUGCUUAUCUAUAAACCAGGCGGACACACCCAGAAGGCCGAGGGUAUGUUUGCGACUGUUAUCGUCCUGCUCCCUUCCGAGUAUGAGGGCGGUGAAGUAAAAAUCACGCAUUCCGGAAAGACCGAUAUCAUCGACCUCAACUACAUCUCCAAUCGUGGCAUGGCCAUCAUGGCCUGGUAUACCGACGUCCUCCAUGAAAUCAAACCCGUCACUUCAGGUUACCGUGUCGCACUCUCAUUCAACAUCAUCCACACCUCCCCCAACGUCCCCACUCCCACUUUGAAGGUCCCCACACAGCUCACAGAAGACGACAAGACCGCAAAGCUGCGGGCCGUACUCGAGAAAUGGGCAAGGAAUGGUUUCCCAAAGAAGGAGGCAUUCCACGCCGGAAGGGGUUAUUACGAUGUCAUAAACCCGCCGCCAUUCUUUGCGUACAUCCUCCAGCACGAAUACAGCGAGCGCGAUCUCUCUGAUGGGAUGUCGUGUCUCAAAGGCCAGGAUGCGCACAAGAUCGGACUUCUCCUCGCCCUCGCCAAUGAACUCGGCUUCAAACUCGCCUUUGCAAACCUCGAGAUCGAGGUCAAGGGCUGCGCGGAUGACUACGAUAGGUACCAGGAAUACUGGUCCAAAGUCUACCAGGAGCGACAAAGGGAGAGAGAGAAAGAAAGAGAACGCAGACGCGCAGCUGGUGAGGAGGUGAACAGCGACGAGGAGUCGGAAGAUGACGAAGACGACUAUCGAGAAGAGCAUUGGUACGGCGCGGUAUCGUUCUGUUCUAUAUGGGAGACCAACUACACUGUCUCCAAUGUCGUCGAUCAAGACGGCAAGUCGUUCUUGGCGGAGGAUGGAAAGGAGAAUGAGGGAGAAGCGGAAGAAGGGAAGAGGAAGACGAAACGGCGAAAAAUUGAACCAGUUUCGCUUGACCCGGGUGACUACCUUGUCAUCCCAAGGGAGUCUGUCAGGGAUGCGAACCCUACUGAGGAGAAUUACGAACGAGGAUAUAUGGGCAAUGAACCCGGAGACUUGACCCACUGGUAUCGCCGUGCCGUUGUCAUCAUCUACCUUCAGCGAGACGAGGAGGCAGUUAAGACUGAGUUAAGGGGAGAGCGUAGUUAA